Messenger RNA from Branchiostoma floridae (Florida lancelet), 4486 nucleotides. Its product is annotated as 5'-3' exoribonuclease 1-like. The record is from RefSeq and is a predicted model, not a curated record. Lineage: Eukaryota; Metazoa; Chordata; Leptocardii; Amphioxiformes; Branchiostomatidae. Gene Ontology annotation, molecular function: 5'-3' RNA exonuclease activity; RNA binding. Gene Ontology annotation, cellular component: nucleus. Gene Ontology annotation, biological process: rRNA catabolic process; nuclear-transcribed mRNA catabolic process.
AAACGACUGCUGGAUGCGAUGAAGCCAUGUAACACCCGUCUGAACUCAGAAGAGAAGGGAAGAAAUGGCCACAAACCCCACAUGUUGUAUACCUACGACCCGAACCUCAGCUUCUGCUACCCCUCCUCACUACCUGGGGUGUUCCCUGACAUAGAGUGCUGCAAGGCAAAGUGUGAGCUGAUCUUGUUGAGUGGUUUCCAUGUGGACAAGAAGGACCUGAAGCGUGGCUUGUGUAUGGGAGCAAAACAACACGAGUUCUACCCAGGUUUCCCCACUCUGAGACACAUACCUCACAAGGCAAGUCUGAAGAAGAAAGGUGUAAGGGUCUUCCAGAUGGCCAGUAAGAAUGAGAGCCAGUUCCUUGUGAUCCAGGAUGACUCGGAGCCUGAUAUUGAGAAAAUUGCCAAUGAGUACUUAGGAAAAUCCAUCUAUGUGGACUGGCCCCACCUCCAAGAGGCAAGAGUCAUCAAAGUGUCUGACGACCAAGUGCAAUUCACCCUAGUGGAGCAGUCUGGAGGACUCAGAACUAGCAAUAACAGUCGCCAGCGCCGCUCCCAGAUCCAGAAGUCAGAAAUCACCGACAAGGAGCGAGCUCGGUGGCUGAGGGAGGUCAGCGACCUGACGGAAAAGUACAACGACAGACGGGGUAUUGAUGUCGGAAUCACGUUUGUACUGAUCCACGCCUGUCGUAUCGUUGGUCGAAAGUACAUCUGUGGUGUCAACGGGAACGUCACACUUGAAAAACAGUGGGGGAACCAACCGGAACCUUUCCUACUCCAAACAACUGUAAAGGACAUUGCUGUCCACGACCCCAGCUACAAACAGUUCCGCACCCUUGAUGAGCUGUUCUGCCCAGGCACCACAUGUUUCAUGCUGGGCAACCCUCACUAUGGCUGUGAAGGGGAGGUGUUUGAAGUAGAGAGUGUGAAGGAGGGACGGGUCCGUGUGCUUUUCUCCAUUCCACAUGAGCCAGACAUAGAUGAAAUCAGGUCUCGCAGCUCGAAGGACCUCCAGAUCCAGUACAUCCCAUCGUACAUGAUGGCUCAGAGACUGGGCAUCACAGGGCUGCUUUUGUCUCGCAUCACUGGGGACUUCCAGAUUCUCAGGGGUUCCAGAGAAAGUGCCAACAGCAGUUCCAAGGUCAACAUUGGUCUGAACAUCAAGUUCAGCAAGAGAAGUAAAGAGGUGCCCGGGUACACCCGCAAGUCUGAGAACGGCUGGAUGUACUCUCUCAAGUGCCAAGCUCUCAUCUCGGAAUAUCUGCAGAAGUUUCCUCACUUCUUUGAGUAUGUAGCCAGACACCCCAAUGAGGACUGUUACUAUGAAGAGGAGAUCUUCAAUGAACAAAACAAGAUGGAUGAGGCCACACUUCAAAAGAUCAAAGACUGGCUGAAGACUAUUCCUACGUACGGGAUGGAGACGGUAGACUGCGGGACGCUGGCCCUGGACGAACCUGUUGUCAAGGCCAUCGAGGAAUCUGUGGUCAAGGUCAAGAGUGACAAGAGGAAGAAGAAGAAGGUCAAGAUGGGAGUCAGGCCAUUUCUGCUCUUCAGGCCUGUAGAUCACCAAGGCUUCUUGGUGCCCGACCCCGGUGCAGACUUCCAGUUGUUUGACCGUGUUGUUAACGUGAGGGACGGGCACGGUGUCCCCCUGGGGCUGCGCGGAACCGUCAUUGGCAUCCACUCAGCGGCCAAGGAGGUCGACCUACUGUACGACAUCGUCUUUGAUGAACAGUUCCAAGGAGGCUUGUCGCUUAAGGGCUGUUCUCCAGGCUAUGGCUACAGGAUGCCUCCGUCUGGCCUCAUCAACAUCUCCUUCGGCCUGAGGAAGGAGAGUGGUCAGCUGAAGGGGAAGCCAACUGCGGUGGUCAAGCCGACGUCCACGCCAUCGCCCCAGCAGAGAACACCCGAGCAGUACUCCAGCAUCCUCCGCAAACCACCCAACAUCCUCAACCACUCCCCGAACUCUCCCUUCACUCCAAAACAGGCAAGCCCUUAUACAACAAACAAGACUGCCCAGUCCACUCCGCCCAGCAGCACCCCUCAGUCGUCACGAGGAUGGUACAGCCCACAGGCAUCGCCUCAGUUUGUAACUCCCAAGGUGACCCCAGGGUCAGGGGUCAGGACAAGGUCAGACCAAUCUGGAAGUGGACAGAGUGCAGAGAAGUCCCAGGAUGUGGAUGAGUUUGCCAACAUGUGGAAACAGCUUCAGCAGGCUGGCUCCCCCCAGCCACCAACAAGUGGUCCUGAGACGUCUGCACCUACCUUAGAACAAGCAGCAAGGUCACUUCCAAUGCACACUCCACCCUGGAACCAAGGAAUGCCGUCAGGACAGCCACCCCCCACCCAGGUGGCGAAGCCCUCCCCAUACCCACAGCAGUCCCCCCAACUCUACCAGUCCCCCCACCCCAAACAAAAGAUUCAAAUCCAAUCCAGGGACCCACAACAGGGCUUGCCUUCAAACAACCAGCCUUCAGAUGAUUUCUCCAGGCUGUUGGCAUCACUGCAGUUGUCAGCAGAAAAGAGUUCUGGAAACCCCCAUGAGAGCCAGGGCACUUUUGAGCAGACUCCUUAUGUCAGGGAUGUCAAGUCACCAAACACCAUGAAAAAGGAAGGAACGGAGGCCAUAUGUCAGAUGUUGAACAUUGGGCAGAGGAAGUCAGGUGAGACCUUCAUGAUGGCAGGUGGACAAUCUCAGGGCACCAUAAACUCCAGUGUGAUACCUAAUAAUGCACCCUCUACAGCCACAACUUACGGCAUGCCUAUUGCUGUGUCUUCUUUGUUUAAAGGUGCAGCUGCUCCAGGCCAGGGGGUUUCUGUCACCUCCCCCAUCCCCCCACGUCCCAACCUCAUCCCCCAUCCCAGACCCAUACUCAACCCCCCACAACCCCACCUUCCACAGCCCCUGCCCCCUGGUGUGAGACCCCUGCUACAAAACACCCCACCCGGGGGGGUCAGACCUCCUGUCCAGCCCCCACCCUCAGGAGUGCGACCCCAGGGGCAGGCCCCACCCACCUUACAGCUGCUGCAGUGGUGUAUGAACGUUGGCAUGGGUCCUCCCAACUACCAGCAUCGCCCUGAAAAGAACAUGUGGGUCUGCACGGUGAGACUGGCCAGUGGACUGACUCUGCAGGGGGCCCCUUGUGCCACCAAAGAGUACGCUGCGGAUAGCGCCGCAGCAGUCACAAUACUGCAUGUGAACUCCUCCCAGUCCCAGGCACCAAACCACCCUAACUUCCACCCAGGCUCUCCCAUGAGUGGGUUCUCCCCACGCAGACCCAUGCUCCGCAAUCCUCAGGUUGCAGCUUCCCCACCCAGGGGACCUACAGGUUUCCCUAACAGGGCCUCUAUGAUUCCUGGCUCGCACCCCUUCCCAGGAAUGGUACGUCCUUUCCCUGGCCAACCACAGUACAACAUGCCCUCACCUGGCUUUGUCGGGCCAGCCCAACUCAGUCCCCAGCCGGGGUGUCCAACCUCAACUCAUGGUCUUCUCAAGAACAACCCAUUUGUGCCUUUACAGGUAACGAGACAGACCACACCACAAAAGUCUAAGGACGAGGUAGCGAGGGAUUUCAGCCAGCUCCCCAACAUGCCGGCACCCACCCCCGACCAGCAACAGGCUUGGACUGAAGAGCUGGAGGCAACCAUCAACAAAGUUAGAGAAGCCAGCAAACAAGAACGGAAUUCUUCAACAGAAGUAGGGUCAGGGCAGGCCAGCUUAGGUAGUGAUGGUAAUAGUGUAGUAAAGAUGACAGGAAAGGAAGGGUCAAAUGAGGGAAGUAGUGAGAUGGCUGAAGAGGAAAACAAGGAGAAACAAGUCAAGAAAGGUACUGAAAGAAGAAAACCACAAAUUAAGUUAGCUGUGAAGUUUGGGGUUCCACCUCAGGAGUGAGACUUUAAAAGAUAUUCCUCUAUGUGUGAUGAAGUCCUAUUCAGUUACACAGUACUGGCUGAGAUAGGCUCUACAGGCGCAAUAUAAGUGAAAGAGAAUUUCAAAUAUAGUAAUAAAUCAGUAUUAGGGGUAGUAUGUUGCCAGUCAAAGGCAUCGUGUUUUUGUUUUGAUCAAAGAUGGCUGUUGCAACUCAACAGGUCAAGUAUGCAUUGUGUAAAUGUGUAAAGAUGCAUUUCAUUUGAUGAAUUCUGUUAAAAAUUAAAGCUUUGUGUGAAAGGUACUUGAUGGAUGUUGCUGACACUUUCCACCUGCUUAUUUUUACGAGGAAAAUUGAAAACUUCAUUGUUUUUAAGUGUGCACAUCUCAAUGUAUUAACUGCCAAAAACAAAUAUUUGCAAGACUGAUCAUACAUUUUGGUGCACCUUACAGCUUACUUGUAUUCCAAUUCAUGUUCCAAGACAAACAGUAACUUAGUACCAAAUACACACAUAGCAUUAAGAAAAUACGUUGUACCUAUUAUUACGAUGAUAGUUUUUGUCUCUUUACAAUAUUUGCCAUUCUGGCUUCAACAGUAUUUUUCUGACACAGAUAAGUU